Anthostomella pinea is the source of this 420-nucleotide messenger RNA. The record is from the annotation of a GenBank genome assembly. Lineage: Eukaryota; Fungi; Ascomycota; Sordariomycetes; Xylariales; Xylariaceae.
AUGGCCUACACCCUGAUGCUGGUGGCUUACCUGGGCUUCUAUCACGCCCGCGUGGCCCAGGGCAUGGAUCCCGCCACGCUGCCCUACCGCGCCCUCUGGGCCCCUUACAGCACCUACUUUGCGCUUUUGCUCGGCGUGCUGGCGCUGCUGUUUGUCGGUUACGAUUCCUUCUACCCAUUCGACGUUUGGAGCUUCAUCACCAGCUACUUCGCGCUGGCGUUCGGCAUCUUCAUGUUUCUGCUCUGGAAAGUAGUUCGCCGCACCAAGUUCGUCAGCCCCCGAGAUGCGGACUUGAUUUCCGGCAAGGCGGAGGUCGAUGAGGAGUGCAGGCAUUGGGAGGAGAGCGGCAUCGAGGAGGUCGAGAAGCAGAGGCUUGCGCGGAUGAGCUUUCCCAGGCGGUGCUGGGAGAGGCUGUGGUGA